AUGGCUUCUUACCAAACGGCAGCUCCGCGUAUAGACCACGACAUCUGGAUAAAACACAUUGCUUCUCCCUUCAAUGAUCAAAGAUGGUCAAGUGCAACCCUCGCCGACGAAGACGCAGAUAGCGAUUAUGAUGAUUAUGAUGAACCUCGAGGUCGCCCAGGCGAAUCUCGUGGACAUCCUCAAGCUGAUCCACCACCGUAUCCUGGGGGGAAGCCAGGUGGAAAGCCAGGGGGAAAGCCAGGUGGGAAACCAGACCCAAACCUCAUCGACUGGGAGGGACCUAAUGACCCCGACAAUCCAAUCAACUUUGGCACAUACUACAAGAUGUGGAUAACAUCUUGCUUGUCCAUGUUGUCUCUCGCUUCUACCUUAGGAUCCAGUAUAGUUGCUCCUGCAGAGGUAAUACUUUCGAGAUACUUUGGUAUUAGUCAAGAACUAACAGUCCUCGGUGUUUCGCUAUAUAUUCUCGGAUUUGCCUUUGGUCCAGUUGUUUGGGCUCCAGUGUCGGAGCUUUAUGGAAGACGGUGGUCAAUGUUACCUGCUGUAUUUUGUAUGGGGUGCUUUACCAUUGGGAGUGCUCUAAGCCGAAAUGCCACGACAUACUUUGUAACUAGGUUCCUUACGGGGCUCUUUGCAUCGGCCCCAGUGAGUAACGUCGCUGCAGCACUCGGCGACAUAUAUCUUCCAAAGGAUAGAGGACUGGCAGUAACCUUUUUCUCCAUUGCUGUUGUGGGAGGUCCUACACUCGGUCCUACCAUUGGAGCCGCACUGCUCGUCAGCCCUGGUCUCGGUUGGAGAUGGAGUGAAUAUAUUUCAGCGAUGUGGACCUUUGGGGUUCUGAUCGUCUGUUUUGGUGCUCUCCCAGAGACAUCAUCUGCGGUAAUCCUCUCAGCAAAGGCAGUCAAACGCAGAAUAAUUACCGGAAAUCAGGAGCUUUACCACCCAUCGGAGAGACAGAAGCCUUCGGCAAAAGAACUUGUCACGAAACACUUGUCUAGACCUCUUCGUAUGAUGUUGACGGAACCUAUAGUUAUAGCAAUAGGAUUCUACGCCUCUUUCACAUACGGUGUCCUGUAUCUAGCUAUCGUGGCUCUCCCCAUCGUUUUCUUGGAAACUCGACAAUGGUCACCUGUCGUCAGUACCCUUCCAUUUUUGGGGAUAUUCACCGGAGUCGUCCUUGCGACUUUUAUCAACAUUGCAAAUCAGCCUCGUUACGGGAGGCUAGUCGCAGCAGCAAAGGGUCGCCCAGUCCCCGAAGGAAGAUUAGCACCCAUGGCCUAUGGGGGCGUGCUCUUUGCAAUUGGGUUAUGGUGGUUUGGAUGGACCGCAGACCCAAAUAUACAUUGGGCCUCGCCUGUUGUGGCCACUGUCUUCAUCGGUUCUGGUUUUAUUGUGAUAUUCCAGCAAUGUAUGAACUUCCUUGUCGACUGCUAUUUGAUGUAUGCCGCAAGUGCCAUCGCAGCAAACACCAUUCUUCGAUCAAUUAUAGCUUGUGGUCUGCCUCUUGCUGCCAAACCUAUGUUCCAUAAUCUUGGUAUUGGACCUGCUAUGUCAAUCCUCGCUGGCGUUGCAACACUGGCUAUACCAGUGCCAUUUGUGUUCAUGAAAUACAGCGCAAAAUUGAGAGAGAAGUCAAAAUUCAAGACACCAGGGCCUCCAGCAGGCAUGGGGGGCCCGCCAGGCAUGGGUGGACCGGGUAUGGCAGGAGGAGGACCACCAGGCGAAAAGUCAGGGGGGCCACCAAUGGGGGCACAAACAGUCUUUCAAGGACUUCCGGAUGAGAAACCCAAACUACCUGAGUUUAUGAGUACACCAUCGGCGAGGACAAGCGUAAUAAGCCCCCGCGUUAGUCAGAAAAUAGGGCCAGCACAGCGCGUGUACGGCAUUGAGAAAAAGAACAGUGGACAAUGGAGCCAUUUGAGGAGUCCAAGGGGCAGUGUGAGAGACCAGGAACCUAUACCAGCAUCAUCGAGACGACAAUGCGUGACAGAUAUGCCUGUCAGUUCGAGAGAAAGUUUCAUGGGUAGCCCACGAGGACACCCCGGAAGUCCUCUUCGAAGUUCGACAAGCUUGGUAGAAAGUCCAUUCGCUUCGCAACCUGUCCGUGGAAGGACUUUAACCUAG
Molecule: messenger RNA, 2124 nt
Organism: Glarea lozoyensis ATCC 20868
Lineage: Eukaryota; Fungi; Ascomycota; Leotiomycetes; Helotiales; Helotiaceae
Product: MFS general substrate transporter
Exons: 3
Coding region: 1-2124 (707 amino acids)
Biological process (GO): transmembrane transport
Molecular function (GO): transmembrane transporter activity
Source: RefSeq, a predicted model, not a curated record